Messenger RNA from Polypterus senegalus (gray bichir), 10643 nucleotides. RefSeq names its product muskelin 1, intracellular mediator containing kelch motifs (gene mkln1). The record is from RefSeq and is a predicted model, not a curated record. Gene Ontology annotation, molecular function: protein binding. The transcript is spliced from 18 exons. Bases 15 to 2204 code for a protein of 729 amino acids. NCBI's taxonomy places the organism in Eukaryota, Metazoa, Chordata, Cladistia, Polypteriformes, Polypteridae. Gene Ontology annotation, cellular component: cytoplasm.
UUGUGCUAAACAAGAUGGCGGCCGUUCCAGAGAACCGAGUUCUGGCCUACAGUGUUUGUAAAUGGAGCUCGUACUCCUCUACCUACUUGCCUGAGAAUAUUUUGGUAGAUAAACCUAAUGACCAGUCUUCCAGGUGGUCCUCCGAAAGCAACUACCCUCCUCAGUACCUGAUUCUAAAACUGGAAAGACCUGCAAUAGCCCAGAGCAUAACCUUUGGAAAGUAUGAGAAAACACAUGUCUGCAAUCUUAAGAAAUUUAAAGUUUUUGGAGGAAUGAGUGAGGAAAAUAUGACAGAACUUUUAUCCAGUGGCCUUAAAAAUGAUUACAACAAGGAGACUUUCACCUUGAAGCACAAGAUUGAUGAACAGAUGUUUCCAUGUCGAUUUAUUAAAAUAGUACCACUUAUGUCAUGGGGUCCGAGUUUCAACUUUAGUAUCUGGUAUGUUGAGCUUCAUGGUAUUAGUGAACCUGAUGUUGUGCAACCUUGUCUUAAUUGGUAUAGUAAGUAUCGUGAACAAGAAGCUAUUCGACUAUGCCUCAAACACUUUCGCCAACAUAACUACACAGAAGCAUUUGAAUCUCUACAGAAAAAAACAAGAAUUGCUUUGGAGCACCCAAUGCUAACUGAUCUUCAUGAUAAGCUAGUCCUUAAAGGAGACUUUGAUGCCUGUGAAGAGCUAAUUGACAAAGCAGUAAAUGAGGGGUUAUUUAAUCAAUACAUUAGCCAUCAGGAGUAUAAACCAAGGUGGAGUCAGAUCAUCCCUAAAACUACCAAAGGAGAUGGUGAGGAAAACAGGCCAGGAAUGAGAGGAGGGCACCAGAUGGUGAUAGAUGUUCAGACAGAAACAGUUUAUUUAUUUGGUGGUUGGGAUGGAACUCAAGACUUAGCUGAUUUUUGGGCAUAUAGUGUUCAAGAUAACCAAUGGCUUUGCAUAUCUAGAGAUACUGAAAAAGAGAAUGGUCCUAGUGCCAGAUCAUGUCAUAAAAUGUGUAUUGACUCACAAAGGCGACAAAUAUACACAUUAGGGAGGUAUUUGGACUCAUCAGUAAGAAAUAGCAAAUCUCUGAAAAGCGACUUUUAUCGGUAUGAUAUUGAUACAAAUAUUUGGACAUUAUUAAGUGAGGACACAUCAUCAGAUGGUGGACCUAAGCUUGUCUUCGAUCAUCAGAUGUGCAUGGACUCAGAGAAACACAUCAUUUAUACUUUUGGUGGACGAAUUUUGACAUGUAAUGGCAACCUUGAAGACAGUCGGACAAAUGAACCACAGUUUAGUGGAUUGUAUGCUUACCAUUGUAUUUCAAAUACAUGGAAACUUUUAAGGGACGAUUCUUGUAAUGCUGGUCCAGAAGAUGUUCAGUCAAGAAUAGGACACUGCAUGCUUUUUCAUAAUAAAAAUCGAUGUCUGUAUGUUUUUGGAGGACAAAGAUCAAAGACAUAUUUAAAUGAUUUUUUUAGCUAUGAUGUUGACCAUGAUCAUGUAGAAAUAAUAUCUGAUGGUACAAAGAAAGAUUCCGGAAUGGUCCCAAUGACAGGUUUUACACAGAGAGCCACAAUUGAUCCAGAACUCAAUGAGAUACAUGUUCUUUCUGGGCUUAGCAAAGAUAAGGAUAAGAGAGAGGAAAAUGUGAGAAACUCAUUCUGGAUAUAUGACAUAGCAAGAAACAGCUGGUCAUGUGUGUACAAGAAUGAUCAAUCAAUUAAGGAGAAUCCAAGUAAAAAUCUUCAAGAAGAGGAACCUUGUCCACGUUUUGCCCAUCAACUUGUUUAUGAUGAGAUGCAUAAAGUGCAUUAUUUGUUUGGGGGAAAUCCUGGCAAGUCUUGCUCACCUAAAAUGCGGCUGGAUGAUUUUUGGUCUUUGAAGCUUUGUCGUCCAACAAAAGAGUAUCUUCUAAGGCACUGCAAAUACCUUAUUAGGAAGUACAGGUUUGAAGAAAAAGCCCAGAGUGAGCCUCUGAAUGCAUUGAAAUAUUUACAAAAUGACUUGUCUUCAACAGUGGAUCAUUCAGACCCUGAAGAGACAAAGGAGUUUCAGCUCUUGGCAUCUGCACUUUUCAAAUCAAGCUCAGAUUUUAUCCCAUUGGGUUUUUCAGAUGUGGAUCAGGUCUACGCUCAGAGAACACAGCUUUUUGACACUCUCGUCAAUUUCUUUCCUGACAGCAUGACCCCUCCAAAGGGAAAUUUGGUGGACCUCAUUACAUUGUAACUCAGCAGAGGUCAAACAAAGGAAUUAAACCAUUUUAGUAUUUUAUUUCAUAGUAUCUAGAAAUAUUUUUAUAAAGAGUUCUAGUUGUACAGUGCUGGUUUAUGUAAAAUAGUUGUUAUGGGGGUAGGGGAAGUGGUUGGUCAUUGUGCUCUCAUUUAAAGAGUGUGAUGACCCCUGUUUACUUAAUGUCAAAAUAUCUUUUUGGAAUUUUUAAUGCAGAGUGCACAUGAAUGUUCUAAUUUAUUUUUUCAGUUAUUUUUACUGAAUAUAUGACAUGCAGGUAUACUCAUGAUAAUGUUAACAACUUGUAAAGCACUAUUUUUAUUUCUUAAUUUUGUUUUUGAUGUGCUUUCACAGUACUUUACAAGAUAAUUUUGAAUGCUGCAUAGUGUAUUAUGUUUAUGAAACACAAUUGACACUUUGUGUCUUUCUUUGCGUGUCAUAAUAACUAAAGGAUAAUGUAUAAACAAUUUGUAAUCUGGCAUUAUAAAAUGUUUAUACCAUUCUACAUUUUCUUAUGAAAAAAAAAAUUUCUGAUGUUAAGGGCUUUCUUGUCUCAACUUAAUUACAGAAGUAAUGGUGGCUGCAUGAUUUUUAUGAGAAAGUGACUUGAAGUUCAGAUUUUCCUUGCCAUGUUUUGGGUUAUUAUGUAAAGACCAGCCAACGGUGCCUUGGUGCACAAGGUCCCCACCCUCUAGAACAUAAGGCCUUCUGUUUAAGGCAUGUAGGUGCAGACACUAGACACUCUCCUUGCUUUAAGAAUGAUGAUUUGCAGAACUGUGAUUAGUUUACGUCAAACAGUAUUGAAUUUUUCAUAUUUUAGUAAGGUGCAAUAAUUGAAAAAUAUGGUGAUAACUGUAAGCUUGUGUGAACAUGGGAAACAAAAUGCAAUACUGAACCCCUUUCAACUUCUGCAAAGAUGAAAUGUGAACCCAGUGCCAAACCCAUUUUCACAUUUAUAGAUGACAUGACCAUUUAUAUCCAGUGUGAUGAUAUCCAGAACAGCCGUGAAAGCAUAAAAUGAUGCACUGUCGCUUUAUUUUUACCACUGUGUUUUUGAAAAUGUUUGCAGAGCCAUGCUGUCUGUUUCAUGGUGCUGGCACUGCUUCUGAGCAACAUUUUAUUAAAAAAAAUCACUUGAUUUAUUACCCUUCUGUGGAUAAUCAGUUUGGGUACUGUAUCUUAUCCUGUCAUCAUUUUAGAUCAAGACCUGCUUUUUCCAGCUGAAUUGUUUUGUUGCAACAAGCUGACCAUGUUGGUUUUUUUUAAAUAGUUGCAUUAUAGCCCGAGAUUGAAGUUAGGUUUUCAUUUGAGUAUUGUUUAAGGUGUGUGCUGUCAUACUCAAACCAAUUACUUUUUGUAGAGUGUUUUCUUGGAAAAAGUUUAGUUUAAAGAUUGAAAUGCAUUGUAAACCUGUACCCCCCCAAAACCAAAAAAAUAUUUGUAAUUUAUAAUAAGUGCUAAAUUAAGGACUGUCGUAUAGAAUGGUACAGUUAGAAUGACUUCAUCCAGUGGGUUGCUAAAUCCUCAAUGCUGUUUAUAUACUUUAGGAUUUAAUUGUUAACUUUGAAAACUGCUCAAGCAAACAAGCCAAAGAAUGAGAAUUUGGUGACUCAUUGCUGUAAAUGUUUGUUUGUUUGUUUGUUUGUUUGUUUGUUUGUUUGUUUGUUUAUUUAUUUAUUUAUGAGAUACCUACCAGCCAUCAUUUUGGGAUGACUGUGUUUUACUUUCAUGCAGUUUAACAAAGCAAUUUAGUAUAAAAUGUUAAGAUUUUCUUUUGCGUGGUAAUAAAACAAAAAUCUUAUAGUUUUAGGUAACAAGCCUACUUUCCUCAUCAGUUCUCCUCAACAUGGUAUUUCAGGCUGUAGUGAAUCUGUAGAAGUUGAUUUCUUUUACAGCAUGUUUGUGUGUGUUUAUUGUGGAGGUUUUUUUUUUGGGAAGAAAUUAUUUUUGGACUUUAUAAAAUUGAUAUUUUGCUUAUAUUUAAUUUUAUUAAUUGAAACAUUACUAGAAAUGAGUAAAUUAUGCCUGAAAUUACCAGUGUGUAUUUUCUCAAGCAAUUUUAAGAAUUAUUUUGUCCAAAACCUUUGCAAGUAUCGCUUAGUUUUGCUGACUGUGAUUUUUAAAAUGAGAAUAUGUGCCACAUAUAUCCCAAAGCUUUAUGAAAUUGUUUUUAUGCUCCUUCUAAUGGAGUCUAUGGAAGCUUAUUACCACCAUAAAAACAAAAGUUACUGUGCUAUUUCUCAAGUAAUUUUAUUUUGCAAUAUUGGUUAUUUCACAAAAGAAUUCUGUAACUUCAUAAAGGCACUGCCUGCUGCGUUUGGUAAUUGUGUACACAUAAGCUCCCAUUGUCUAGAGCCAGCUAGUGAUGCACAGGUUAAGCACAUGCAUAGUAUGCAAUGAAGUGAGAAGAACUGAACAGGAAUGUUGUUGACAUACUGUAAUCCUGCAUGUGCUGUGGGGUAAGUUUAAUCAGCCCAGUUUAGGGUCACAGGGAGCAGUAGAGUGUUGUACCGUGUUAGCCAUAGAUUGAUACAGGAGAAAGUAGGGUGAAUGACACCUUUAUUGGCUAACUAAAUAGAUUGCAAAUGUAAGCUUUCGAGGCAGCUAAAGCCCCUUCAUCAGGGAAGGUGUAACAAGAAGCAAACAUAGUGGAUGGUGUGCUUGUCCUUUGGGCACAAUCAUACAGCCAAUUAGAAAAGAGUGUCCUGCAUGCACUCCAAUAACAGAAACCCAUAAAUAUUGUGCAAGUUCACAAAAAAUAACUGGAUUAAAUUAGAUACUUUUUUGAAACAUUGUGAUCUGGUGGUGCAACCACUCGUGUUCAUAUCUUGAAUCUUCAGGGGCUCGGGUUGGGGAUCAAAGUUACUCACAUGAUAGACUUAAACAGAUUUAGUUAAUCGAGAAGCAGUACUGACAAAUGUCCCAGUAUUCAGUGUUAAAACAGAUAAUCCUAUUCAGUUAAGCACACUCUGAUACCAAUCAAUCCACAAAUGCACGGGGAGAACAUGCAACUGCCAUGCAGACACUACUGCUAUGAGGCAGGAAUGACAGCUCUGCGGUACAACUCUGCCAAUGUUAAAAACAUCUGUGCUAAACUUGUUAAACUUUAACCUGUUUAAAACUAAAUGUAUGCUUGUAACUUUAGUUCAUUUCUUGUCAUUUGAUUGCACACUAUGUGUGUGCUUAACUGCUCCCCCAAUAGCUAUCACUAGACAUUGAAGCACUUUGUACACAUCGUUAUAGCAGCAGGCAAUAUUGUGAAAUAUUGCAAUUCUUUCGCUAAAUAAUUUUUUCAGGUGCUGUGAAUAAGCUUCACCAUUGUCUACAUGUGAUUGUUGAUUACUGUCUUGUCAAACAUUAUUUAAGUUGCUGCUUUUAUUGUAACGCUUUAAUUUGAAGUAGUUUAGGACAACAUGAAUGUAUUUGUUUAUUGAAAAGCUAUUAUUUAGUGGAAAGUUCACUUAAAUGUUAAAACUAACAAAAUUACUAACCAUUCUUGUCAGACCUGUUGUAUUUCUGUGCUUUCAUCUAAUCCCUGCAGGGAUUUGACCAUUACACUGGCACAGACCAUGCACAUGUGUCUUAUUAUUUUGAGGAUUCCCAAAAAUUUAAGGAGUUUCUAUUGCAAGUACAACAUUAAUUAGAACACUGAAGUCAGGCAGAUGGAGCUACACAUAUAAAGGAAGGAGUUUUUUUUUUUUUUUUUAAUGGUAUAGUUAUUUUGCUGCUGAAGUGUCAAACUGGCCAUUGGUAUAUUUUCUGUAUAUUGGUUUAACUUAAAAUAUUUCAUCCCAAGACCAGGAAAUGAAUAUGUUUGUUGAUAGUUAUGAUCCCUUUUAGUCAGCUAAAGCAAUACAACAUUUUACAGUUAAGACUUUUAAACACAUAGAAAUGUUUCCUUGAACAUCCAGAUUGGUAGCACAGUAUAAGCCCGAUUGUGCACAUGAUGAUGGGCCAUUCUUUUUUUGACGUUGAAUCAACAAGAGGUGUGUUAUUACAGUAAAACUGAAUGUUUUGCUGAACUUGUUAAGUCAUAAAACUUAAAUUGCAUAAGGCAACUUCUCACUCGUCUUUAGUUGCUCACUGGUGAAGCAGACAUCAAAACCUUGCGCUUUUGGGAGUGCACCACUUCUGCUGUGAUAGAUGCUGACAUACGAGAGACCAGGACACUGUACAGUGGCUUAAAUACAGUGAUUUGUUUUCCUGACAGGUGGCACCCAGGCUAGUUUAGUAACUUGACCAGGGUCACACAGUGAUAGGAAAGCAGCUAUUGGACUUUUGGCCUUGUAGUACACAGUUGCUACAUUAGAUUUUCAGUCUUGUUUAUAUUAUGUCCCAAAUGUGUACAAAACACUAUAAUGCUGAAGAAGUGUCACAUAUUUAGUUGAAGACCUGAUGCCACCUUAUGUCAUCAACAGUUACAAAUAUUUAUUUGCUUUUUUAUCGUCCAUGUAAAACCAAAUGAAGGGAGAACCAAAGGAAGAGAAGAGCAGCACCUAUGCCCUUUCUGCUCAUAAAGAUUUUGGCUUCCUUCCAGCCUCUAUAAAUUAAUGCAACUUGUACAUAUUUGCAGUUCUCUUUUGCUCUGAAAAUAGUCAGGUUUUACAGGAGAUGCAUAUUCUCAUUCUCUUCACAUAUCUCAGUUUUACCAGAUAUUUUGCCCAUGUCAUAAAGCUAACAUUUGGUUCCACAGUUUUAAAUAACUUGAACCUUUCCAGUGUUGUUGGACAUAAAUUUGUUGACGCACUUAAAUUGUUCAUUUAUUCAAAGUCCAGCAAAUCUUAACAGCUGGUAGAACAAAAUUGCACAAGAGCAUAUCCUAUCACUGAAUUGGUUUUCCUCUGUUGAAAGGAUGACCAAGCAAGUUCCUUGAAUUAACUUCCAUUAUUGGUGGUAUGCUGGUUGGUAUUGCCUUUCUCUCAGAUACAGCAUUGUGGGUUUAAAUCUCGUGACUGACUGUUGUCCAAGUGGAGUUUGCGAGUUGUCCCUAUUGUUGCAUAGUUUUUCCUCUGCAUACCCGGGUUUUUCUCCCAAGUUCCCAAUAACAUGCAGCUUAGGUCACUCCGUGAUUCCUGUUUGACCUUGUGUGACUACGGGUAUAUGCACAAGUGGGCAUUGGACUGAUGGCUUAUUCUGUCUUGUGCCAGUUACUGUCUGGAUUGGCUCUGGACCCCUAUGGCCCUAAACUGGAUUAAUAUUUAAUUUUUUGCUAUUUUGCAGUUGAGUGUAGAGAUGAUGGGAUUGCAAAAGCACUGAAAAUAUUGAUUGUACUUCAAAAUUCAGGAAGCCCUCUUUGUAAAUUUCAAUUCACAGCAGUACUCCCAGACACCAUGACUUCAAGCUUUUGAGGCUUGACGUGUUCUUCUAAAUAUACUAACACAAAUACCUCCGUUAUGAUAAUAAAGCCAUUUAUUCUUCCUUCAUUUCAUGUAUUCAUUAUAGUACAUGCCCUUUGAAAUUACAAGGUUUUUUAACAAUAAUCCAUGCUUAGCCAACCCUUUCUACACUCUUGAAACAUAUCCACGCCAUCAUCACACCUUUGUUCAUACUUCAGAACCUCACACUACCUGAGUCUUGCAGUACACAUCAAUUGUAGCCUUCAUUUAGUCAUGGCACACACCCGUGACUACCUGUAGUUUAGUGCUACAACCCCCGUGACUUAGUCUUAGCAGGCUACCAAACAUGAAUUUGUCUUAAGUAGUAGUGGGCUCCUGUAUGUGAGAGAGCUGAUGGACAAUGAGUGCCCACCUUAACAUACAGGACAUACAAUGUGAACAUGAGGAAACCGUGCAAUCAGAUUAAGAAGCUUGCCUGUUCAAAGUCAUGUUUUUUUUUCUACCACAGCGGAAUGAAAGAAUAGGAGCGGAGACUGCAGCUGAACAUCCCCCAUGCUUAGAGAGAGACAAUCACAGAGCCACCAGUGCAAUCGGGCAGUGCAUCCAAUGACUGUGAAAAUGUGGCAAGCUUGUGAUACUAGAAAUCUGAAGCUGUGCUGAGAAGCUCUGAAGUAGCUACGUAAUCUGACUUCUUUCGUCAUGUUGAGGAGAUAUGCUAACUGCACUUGUCAAGAUGAACUUGUGUUCCACCUUGAAAUCCUGUAGUGUGCCUAAGAGAAGCAAAACUCCUGUGACGACGAGAUAAGAAAAGUUGGGUGAUUUUGGGGCAGGUAUGACAGCAAAUGCUAACCAGUUUUAUUGUUGUCUCUCAGAACUUGUGCUCUGUGUUGGAACUGGGGGACUAAACUCAACAAAUGUCAUUUUUCUACAUGAAGAUAACAGAAAUACCCCAUAUUACCUCACUACCCCAGUUUUUUGGCUUCUUACUGUAGCUACACAAGUGUCAGAUUAGCCUUUUCUUUAUAAAGCCCCUAUUUAAACAAAUAGGGGUUUCCAUAGUUAAAACUGGCCAGCUUUGAGGUGUUGAUCAUACUAGCAGUGAGCACAAAAUUCACUAAUAAAUUGAGCACCAAGCCUCUCAAAUAUAAAAGGGAAGUUGUGAGAUGACGAUAAAGAUGUGUUUAAUGAACUGCUGAGCUGACUUGACCAUCCAUGCAGGAUGUGAUUGAUGCUCCUUAGUGUUACGUUUUUCUCAAACAAAACACAUAAAAAGGGUUGCAUUGUUUGGUUUGAAAUGACAUUUUUAUUAUAUCUCAUUAUUCUACUGUAAAAGGUGCAAAACACUAAAUGUACAAAGUCAGAAGUACAGAAACUAAUAAAGAUACGAAUAAUGAAGAAUAAUAAUAUGAACUGCGCAUGUGAGAGUGAUGUCACUUUCAGAUUCACCAGAAUCCUUAUCAGUUUCACUGCCUGAAGACAGAUUCACUUUGUCAUCAAUGCUGACAAGAGAUGUUUUAUACGAGACGCCGUUAUGAGGUGUGGAGAAGAUGUGUCUAUACCAUUACCCGAGUAACACUUGGCACUAAUGCUGUUAGCAGUUUUACACCCCGAGUUAUCCUCAGGUCUUAACGCAUCUAUACAGUUGCCUGAGUGACGCUGGGGACUAGCACUUUUAGCACCGUUUUUUUACAGCCCGAGUAACCCUCGGGUCUAACGCUAAGGAGGUUAAAGGAUGAAGUAAUAGAAAAGCACAUCUUGAGUUUGCUUGUGCGGUUUAAUCCACAUAUUGUAAACUUGCAAAAGCCAAGCAAAGCAAAACUUCCAUUAAAAAUCCCACUAAAGAAAAAGUGUGUGGAAUCAUCCAGAAAACCCAGCAGGCGUGAUGGUGCUGUACAUAUCUGGGAGGAAAUUAUGGUGUUGACCACACUGACUUAGCAAGCAGGUUACAUAGCAGGCAUGAUAUGAAAGAAACUUUAAUAUUGACACAUAUUAGUUAAUGUUAAGUAACAACCUUCCACCUGAAGAAUCUGCUAGCUCUCUUUGGACCUCUUCAGAGUACCAAGUGGAAUGAUCAGGGAUGACAUUUUAGAAAAAUCAUUAACAAUGCACUGAAUAUCAAGGCAGGGAGAUGAGCGAAAAGGUGGGAAAGGUCAGGUAUAGACAGAGCGCAUCUGUUAAAACUCAGCAGUGGUCAGUCACUAAGCUUUAAUUCUUUCCAAAAAAGUUAUUUUAAUGUCAUUUAAGAUGGUAAUCCCACCAAUAAUUAAUUGGAUCUGAAUUCCCCACAUGUAUAAAGAGUGUUUUGAUUUUGAUAUUUUUUUUAAGUACUAUUACUUUUUUUUCUCUUUGUUGUCAGUGCACAAGCUGUAGGCUUAAAAUGUUUUAGGCACCUGAAGUUUCCCCCUGGCCCUCCUCUUAGAAUUCGCUUCCCUCCUUAGUUCAUCUGCACAUUACCUUCAAAAUGGAAUGCAUUUUAUGUCCUAAUCAAAAUGCAUGUUAAAGCACUUGACACAUUGAAAAUGGAGAAAAACGUACAAUUAUCGAUAUUCAAUUACUUCAUGUUGUUAAGCAGCUCCAAUAUAAAGCUUUGCCCUUGUUCAAGGUUCAGUAAAAAUGGGGUCUUUUCAUGGGUUGCACCAGUGCUUACUAACAUUAAUAAAGUGCGCCGAGUCUGCCGCUUAGAGGAUCCCCGCAAAAAGUGGCCAAGUCACUCAUGUUGUCUUUCUGAAUACAGUGAGUUGAACUUCCAGUCUUGAUUUGAUAGCUUUCACUUCAUAAAUGUUUAACCCUACAUAAGUGAUUGUUCAUGCGUUUUGUUUUGGACAUUGUAAGGCUAACUGAUGAAACAAACAGAAUUCCUCUGAGUUGCUGCGCACAGUGCUCUACUAAAGGGCUCGGCCCCGCCAACACAAGCGCAGCGCCAGUAAUGGCCGCAGACCCCACACACUCUUACAUCACUCAAGUGGAGAAUCCAGGAAUGUCGGUACCACUCUGAACAUGAAUGUUGUGUAGACCAGUUACAGAUGUAGAAUUACUUUGUAUGUAAUGUACAUAUUAAAGAUUGUAUUUUGUUCAUUUUCUUAAUAAAAUUGAAACAACA